Triticum dicoccoides is the source of this 1189-nucleotide messenger RNA. RefSeq lists its product as uncharacterized. Lineage: Eukaryota; Viridiplantae; Streptophyta; Magnoliopsida; Poales; Poaceae. The record is from RefSeq and is a predicted model, not a curated record. The transcript has 2 exons. Bases 327 to 992 code for a protein of 221 amino acids.
AGUCAAGCGGGUCCACCAACAGGGGCGACGACCCAAUCAGCACCGCGCGAGCGGCACCAAUACUUAAGGCGUGUGUGUGUGUGAGUAGGCAGGCUAGAUUACUGUAAACAUAACUGGAGCUGCUCUCCACGGCAUCCCCCUCUUUCCCCUUUACCCACCUACUCUCCUGCCUUCGUCUCCAAGCUCUUCCCCGAUCCGAUCUGGUUGUAAGCUACUCCGCCGAGAUCCGUUACAAUCUGGUAUCAGAGGUCCAGUACUCCAUCGAUCUGGAGACCGCCUACCCCAAGCCCCGUUACCAGACGAAACAAGCCCAGCAGGCGGCGGCGAUGGAGGAGCAGCUCGCGGCCCUCGCCAAGGCCGUCACAGAUGGGCGCAUCGCCACCGAGGCGAGGAUGGAUGCGAUCCAGACCUCCUUCGAGUUGUGGCGCCCCGCCGUCUCCCAUAUCCAGAAGCAGGUGGAUGAUCUACGCGGACAGGUUGGGCGCAUCGCGCUCCACCCUGCGCUGGUGGCGCAUCCGGAUCCGAUCCCAGAGAGCGACACGAUGGUGCGGCCAGCGUCGUCUACAAGCCACGACGACCCCGAACACCACGGGUCGAGAGGCCACGACGAGAUCGACGACACUGGGGGUCAGGCAUAUGGCGUGGUCACCACCCAUAUACCGCCUCCGGUCAAGGGUAGCAGUAGAAAUACUGAAGGAGCGCGUCGUCAAGACAACUCAAGGCGAUGCCAGACGGGUACUCGUGCGCUGGACCCAGCUCCCGGCAUCCAUGGCCACCUAGGAAGAACCGGGAUCGCUCUGGCAACGGUUUUCUUCUUCGCUGGCUUGGGGACAAGCCAUUCGCCAAGAAGGGGAGAAUGUCAGCACUUCUACGUCAAUGGCAAUGACAGAGGGGCCCGGGGGUCAAGCGGGUCCACCAACAGGGGCGACGACCCAAUCAGCACCGCGCGAGCAGCACCAAUACUUAAGGCGUGUGUGUGUGUGUGUGAGUAGGCAGGCUAGAUUACUGUAAACAUAACUGGAGCUGCUCUCCACGGCAUCCCCCUCUUUCCCCUUUACCCACCUACUCUUCUGCCUUCGUCUCCAAGCUCUUCCCCGAUCCGAUCUGGUUGUAAGCUACUCCGCCGAGAUCCGUUACAGUAUGUGCUGCCGUACAACUGCUAAUGCACGCCAACAUGUUCUAGUUUUAA